UGAAGAUGGCAACGUUAAACUUAAGGUUAGUUUGUGCUGCUCUGGGAUCCGUGUUGGUUAGCUUUGUGUCACAAUGUAAAGUUGUUGCAAGUUCUGGUUGAACCCGGACAGGAAUGAAUUCCGGGAGGCUCGACGUCAAAAUAAAACGAGUUUGCGCGAGAAAGAGGUCGCGAAGCAUUCUGAAGACUCACCUGACCCCUGUCCGGAAGAAAGAGGGACGCCUCGGACCAGGGACAUGUCCCCCCAACAGCAUCAUGACGGAUAGUCGGGCUGCGGAGUUCUGCAGUGACAGCGAAGAUUUGUUUGGUGACUACGACAGCAUCCUUGAGGACAGCUCUCUCUUGGCGAAGUUGGACGAUGCAGAACAAAACGAGAGGCUGCGAGCAGCCAACCAGCACGACUUUGCUAAUCUGCAGCUGUCUAAAGACGGCGAGCGGAAACAACCCUGUGAGAAUGCUCUCUCUGACUCCAUCUUGGGUGAGUUCAGACCCUUUGAGGACUUACCAACAAGCCAGCUGCAAUUUCACGAACAAACGAAAAGGAGCCGACUGCAGGAUGAAAACAAAACGUCCACACCUCGUCAAAGUGCCAGCAGGAUGGUCGAGGCUGGAAGAGAAACAAGCGCAGAAGGUGAAACCAAGAGGCCCAGCAGAGCGAGGAGGAGCGUGGCGGACCUGCUGAAGAGGACGAUGCUUGGGAAUGCCGCGGCUCCUCCUGGAGUUUCUCGGACAGCUGUGCUGAAAGAGGCUGUGGUUUCUGAGGAGAUCAGUGUCGCCGUGCAGGCCAUGGAGGCAAUAUCAGCUGAGACGACUGACCUCGGACCUUUCUUUGGACUCCCCAGCAAAGUAAAAGAGCUGAUGCACAAACUGAGAGGAAUUCAGAACUUAUAUGACUGGCAGGAGAAGUGUCUGAACCUGGACUGUGUUGAGCAGAGGAAGAACUUCAUCUACUCUCUGCCCACCAGUGGAGGGAAGACUCUGGUCGCGGAGAUCCUCAUCCUCAGGGAGCUGCUUUGCAGGAAGAAAGACUGUUUGUUGAUCUUACCGUACAUAUCUCUGGUGCAGGAGAAGGUGCGUGGGUUAGCGAGCUUUGGUCUGGAGCUGGACUUCAUGGUGGAAGAGUACGCUGGCAGCAAGGGCAAGUUUCCUCCAGUGAAGAGAAGAAACAAGAGGUCCCUGUACGUCGCUACGAUAGAGAAGGCCCACAGCCUCGUCAACUCUCUUAUAGAAACCAACAGGCUGGAGAACCUGGGGCUGCUGGUGGUUGAUGAGCUGCACAUGCUGGGUGAUGGCAGCAGAGGGGCUGUGAUUGAAAUGACUCUGGCCAAAGUCCAGUACAUGAGCAAAACAACGCAGAUUGUUGGAAUGAGUGCCACUCUGGGAAAUAUUAAAGAUCUGCAGACGUUUCUGAAGGCUGAAAACUACACAAAUGACUUCAGGCCUGUUCAGCUGAAAGAAUAUGUUAAAGUAAACGAUACGAUCUAUGAAGUCGACCCAAAGGAAGAGAACUGCUUCAGAUUCUCACGACUGCUGAACUUUAAAUAUUCCAGUGCGAUGCAGAAGAUUGACCCCGAUCACAUCAUCGCUCUGGUGACCGAAGUCAUCCCAACACACUCGUGUCUGAUCUUCUGCCCCACCAAGAAGAACUGCGAGAACGUGGCAGGGAUGAUCUGCAGAUACCUGAAGGAGCAGUUCCUGCAGCACCGCGAGCAAGAGAAGACCGUCCUCCUGCAGGAGCUGAGGGACAGUGGGAAUGGCUCGGUGUGUCCGGUGCUCAGGAGGGUUGUACCGUACGGCGUGGCCUACCACCACAGUGGGCUGACCUCAGAGGAGAGGAAACUAGUGGAGGCGGCCUACUCUGACGGCGUGCUCUGCCUCCUCACAUGCACCUCCACCCUGGCUGCAGGCAUCAACCUGCCUGCCCGCAGGGUGAUCCUGCGCUCGCCCUACGUGGCUACAGACUUCCUGAAGAGGAGUCAGUACAAGCAGAUGGUCGGGCGGGCGGGUCGAGCUGGGAUCGACACGGCAGGAGAGAGCAUCCUUAUUGUGCAGGAGAAAGACAAGAAUAUGGUCCAAGCACUGGUGUGUUCCCCGGUAGAAAACUGUUUCAGUAACCUGAUGCACGAUGACGGGAAAGGCGUGCUGAGCCUCAUUCUUUCACUAAUCGGAUUAAACAUCACCACGUCGCUGCAGCAGAUUCAGGACUUCCUGCAUGGCACACUGCUGUUUGUGCAGCAGCAGCAGCUGUGCAUGGAGAAGAGUCUGUGGGACGUCGUGCUGCAGUGUGUCGACAUGCUGAAGGAAAAAGACCUCAUCACCGUCAGCGAUGCAGACCUUCUCAGUCCAGCGCUGCAGAUCACCAAGCUGGGGAGAGCUGCUUACAAAGGCUCUGUGGACCUGACCUACUGUGACGUUCUCUACAAAGACCUGAGUAAAGGUCUGGAGGGGCUGCUGCUCAACAGCUACCUGCACCUGGUCUACCUGGUGACUCCCUACGACCUGAUCCCACAGUGCAAGCCCGACUGGAUGAUUUACUUCAGACAGUUCACCUUGCUCUCGGCUGCAGAGCAGAAGAUGUCGGCUGCUGUCGGCGUGCCCGAGAGUUUUGUUGCAAGAAAGGCUGCAGGCCAGACGGUGAAAAAGAACAUGAACCUCGGGGUGGUGAGGCGGAUGUACCUCUCUCUUGUGCUCUUUUCUUUGCUGAAGGAAACAAACGUGUGGAGCGUGGCUGAAAGGUUCCAGCUGAGCCGAGGCUUCGUCCAGACGCUGCUCACUUCUGCCUCGGCCUUCUGCUCCUGUGUGCUGCACUUCACUGAGGAGCUGGAGGAGUUCUGGCCAUUCAAAGCUCUACUCACAGAACUGACCCGACGACUGAGUUACUGCGUGAAGGCUGAGCUGAUCCCCCUGAUGGAGGUGGCAGGAGUCAUGGAGUCGAGAGCAAAGCAGCUGUACAAUGCUGGCUACAAGACUCUGGCUCACCUAGCCAACGCUGACCCUGCCGUUCUCUGCAGGACGAUAGAAAACCUCUACAAGAAGCAAGCCAACCUGAUGGUGGCCUCAGCCAAAAUGCUUCUGAAUGAAAAAGCUUCUGUUCUCCAGGAGGAAGUGGAGGAGCUGCUGGCACUGCCUGAUGACCUGCCACAGUUUUAA
Messenger RNA from Nematolebias whitei (Rio pearlfish), 3149 nucleotides. It is a transcript of the gene helq, whose product is annotated as helicase, POLQ like. The record is from RefSeq and is a predicted model, not a curated record. The coding region runs from base 114 to 3149 and encodes 1011 amino acids. The transcript is spliced from 18 exons. Gene Ontology annotation, molecular function: nucleic acid binding; ATP binding. NCBI's taxonomy places the organism in Eukaryota, Metazoa, Chordata, Actinopteri, Cyprinodontiformes, Rivulidae.